Molecule: messenger RNA, 510 nt
Organism: Zootoca vivipara (common lizard)
Lineage: Eukaryota; Metazoa; Chordata; Lepidosauria; Squamata; Lacertidae
Gene: FAM163B
Product: family with sequence similarity 163 member B
Source: RefSeq, a predicted model, not a curated record
AUGACAGCCGGGACUGUGGUCAUCACAGGCGGAAUAUUAGCGACUGUCAUAUUACUGUGUAUCAUAGCAGUUCUCUGCUAUUGUAGGCUUCAGUAUUACUGCUGCAAGAAGGAGGAGUCCGAAGAGGACGGAGAUGAACCAGACUUUGGCAUGGAUUCCCACAUCCCGCCUCUCCACUGCAACCGCAACGUGGCUCUGACGAACGGCCCCUCCUUGUACCGAUCUUCCUCCUCCCCCUACAAGAAGCACUCCCAGUGCCGGACAGUAUGCCCCAGCUGCUCCCACUAUGAGCCACCCACCUUCUUCCUCCAGGAGCCAGAGGACGAGGAGGACGAAGAAGAAGAAGAGGAGGUCCAGAAUGGAGGCGACCUCAUCAACUACAAGGCCAUCAGCCAGGAAGACCUGGAGCUGCCCGCCAACAUGAGUGGCCUCCAGGCCCUCAACCCCAACCGCCUCUCAGCCAUGCGGGAGGCUUUCUCCCGCAGCCGCAGCAUCAGCACGGACGUCUAA